CAAACAGCCAUGAUGCCUUACGAGGGGGUCCGUUGCCAGAUAGUGAUCCAUGUCGGAGACUGGCAAUACAAUGAGUGGAUUCACAACACAUGCUACUAGCGGCGCGUUACGUGAAGCCGCGGGGGGGAUGACCCGGUCACAUCUACGGUGUCUUCUCAACAGAUACACCGAGGAUCGGCGACUACCUCCCGGAGGAAAAUAUAAAAAAACCCGACAAAGAUGUACAACUCGGCUAGCACCAAUUACGCCUGCGCGGAUCACUAUUUGACACAUUUUCGGUUACCCUUACAGGCCCUUGCAGCCGGGCAGGCCAGCCAGCCAGCCGCCCCGGCGGCUCGAAACAAACAAAGGAUACUCAGGGUCAACAUCUUGGACUGGUAGUCGAAGGCGACCACUUCUCCUUGCAGACGUUGGCCCAAGCAGGUGAGGCAAGAGACAUGGCUCCCGACGCUGAAAUACUCCCCCGGUCCAGGAGCCGCCAUCUUCUCCGCCAGGAAACCGGAGCGCCUGCCUUACGUAAAACGACGCGAUGUCGUAUGGAGAGGAAACCUGGGCGUGUCCACUAUAUGUUUUGGGUGAGGACGCAGGCAUGGAGGCCGUUCACACCCAGGGCAUCUGGAUUGCUGAACGUCUGCAGCAGAGGACGAUAAGCCAUGAACAAAUGUGGCUGGUUGUCACUCAUAUUGGAGAUCCUAAAGCAGCCUUUCUGCUCGUCUUCCCCUUCACAUACUUCAUCAGCAAGCGGGCUGGAAUCGCGGUGCUUUGGAUAGCAGCCGUGUCGGAGUGGUUGAACUUGGUGUUUAAAUGGAUGCUGUUUGGAGAAAGGCCAUACUGGUGGAUCGGUGAGUCGCGUCUGUUUGUCAACAAGCAACCCAACGUUCACCAGUUUUCCUCCACCUGUGAAACCGGACCAGGCAGUCCGUCGGGACAUGCGAUGGUGACGGCAGCAGUCUGGUGGGUCCUGGUGUCCUCACUGGGCUCGUUCCUCUACUCACGUACUCGCAGUGUGAUGUUAGCAGCUGCUCCCUACCUGCUCUACGUGGUGAUGCUGGUGGCAGUUGGACUCUCCAGGAUCUUCAUCCUGGCACAUUUCCCCCACCAGGUCAUCGCUGGCUCCAUCACAGGUUUCAUUCUCGGCGUCGCUCUGAGCCGCCGAGUGCCAGACGGUCGCUCCCUGAUGUUCUUCUUCAGCCUCAGCACCGGUCUGCUGCUCGGCACCGUGAUGCUGCAUGCCGGGCUGCAGCGGCUGGGGAUCGACGUCUCCUGGUCUAUUGCUUUGGCUAAGAAAUGGUGCAGCCAUGCGGAGUGGAUUCGUCUGGAUACAGCCCAGUUCUCCUCUCUGACUCGAGACUGCGGCGCCCUCCUGGGUUUGGGGAUGGCCCAGUACUGGAAGCCCGGCGGAUGGUCUCUGCCUUGGGCUCCUCGGGCUUUGUCUCUGGCCAUUUCAUCCAUGGGGCUGUACCACGUCAAUCGUCUGCCGCUCCCGAUCCGACCACAGGGACUCUUCUACGGGCUGUUCUUCGUCAAGUUCGUCAUGGUGCCUCAGAUCGUCAUGGUGCUGGUGCCUGGACUGGUCCACCUGUUCACGCACAAGAAGAGGAAGGACUAGAAACUAUUUUUCUGUCUUUCACCUCUCCAAGGAUAAAAGUACUUCAUGUGUGCGUUAAUGUAGUUUCUCCAUUUAUUUUUCACUUUGUUUUUUGUGAGAUUACACUGGCCUUAAGUGUGAGGAUUUAAUUUGUUUGCACAUUUGCAGUAAAUCUAAAUACUGCAAUAAUAAUCUGUGUUAAUACUACGGUAUGUUUUUUGUGGGAAAAGAGUGCAUUAAAAAAAACACCUUCUCCCUUUAUUAAUGACGUUUUAGCCCUCAGACUUCCAUCAAGUUGAAAUCAAACAUAAAAAAGAUUUUCUCGAUUAAAUGUCUGAGGAUCGAAACAAUCGUUCAUGAAGUGAGUUCAAGUGUUCGAGACAGUCGAGGGAUUCAUUUAGACUUCGUAGUACCGUGAUUGUGACCUUUUAACCGCCUAUAUUACCCACAAUGCAACUCAACCUGCAGAAGAGAUGAGGAGCUGCUGCAGAGGUCUGGUGAACUCGCUUCUUCCAACUCCAGCAACUCAUUUUUUAUUUUUCAAUCUCGCGAUCUUCUGCCCGCGAGGCGGACUCGAGUGACAUCACUUGUCACAAUGUAUCGAUGUCUAUGAGAUCCAACACCUGCAAACAGACUUUGAUGUGGAAAAAUGGGCGGAGUUACAUUUUGAGCACAUCAGCAUGAAAUAAAAUUUUGCAACAAAUUAUACAAUUUAAAAAAUAACUCAGAUGGAGCAUUUCCAGAGAAAGGCUCAUACUUAAUACUUAAUAAAAACUUAAUAUAGUGAAAUGCAAUGCAACACUUAAUUUCACCAUUAACAGCUUUACAAUACACAAUGUUUUUGGGAGUGGUAAUGUAUUGCAUCAUAUUGUACAGAAGGUUACUAAGGUGUUAUAUGUUUAGUGGACCCACAUAAGAAAAUGUCAUGUUAAAUAUUCUUUAAAAAAAUAAAUGACUGACAUGCAGGGCGUGUUUCAGUUGGUAACCAUUUAUAAA
Molecule: messenger RNA, 2584 nt
Organism: Cyclopterus lumpus (lumpfish)
Lineage: Eukaryota; Metazoa; Chordata; Actinopteri; Perciformes; Cyclopteridae
Gene: g6pc3
Product: glucose 6 phosphatase, catalytic, 3
Exons: 7
Coding region: 530-1609 (359 amino acids)
Biological process (GO): glucose 6-phosphate metabolic process; gluconeogenesis
Cellular component (GO): membrane
Molecular function (GO): glucose-6-phosphatase activity
Source: RefSeq, a predicted model, not a curated record